Messenger RNA from Colias croceus (clouded yellow), 1357 nucleotides. RefSeq names its product sperm flagellar protein 1-like. Lineage: Eukaryota; Metazoa; Arthropoda; Insecta; Lepidoptera; Pieridae. The record is from RefSeq and is a predicted model, not a curated record. The transcript is spliced from 6 exons. Gene Ontology annotation, biological process: regulation of cytoskeleton organization. Bases 65 to 1357 code for a protein of 430 amino acids. Gene Ontology annotation, molecular function: microtubule binding. Gene Ontology annotation, cellular component: axoneme.
CUUAACGUAUAGCAAUCAAUUAUUGAUAAUAAAAUUAUAUAAAAAUACACAUUUUUAAUACACAAUGUCAUCUAUAGAAAGUCCAAUACCGCUAUCCGAAAUUGAGUCAGUACUAGCUUGGGUCGAUACUUUUAAAUUAUCGCGACCAACUAAGAAAAUUAACAGGGAUUUUUCUGAUGCAGUACUUUUAGCAGAAAUCCUAAGCGUGCACUAUCCGAAGCUAGUAGAGAUGCACAACUACCCCCCGAGAAAUAGUCAUUCGUUGAAACUAAACAAUUGGAUGACGUUAAAUAGGAAAGUGCUGAAGAAACUGAAGUUAAACCUGUGCUGUAAUACUAUGGAGCAGUUGGCUAAUUGUGCACCUGGGGUUAUUGAAAGAGUACUGAUAAUGGUGAGAGAUAAAAUUCGACACGACGAAGAACUGAACAGAAGUACGAAUCCUGAACAAAAUGUUUCCAGCGGCGGCAGUUACUACGAGGCUUGUGGAGACGAAGAACAUGUGCUUGUUGUCCCCGUGAAGUCAAGAGUGAAUGGUGUAUUGGAGACCAUACAACAGAAGGUCGUCAGUUAUGAGUCUUAUAUGACGCUGAAGCAGGAGCUAAAGGAUACGAAGGAUUCUAUAGAAGUGCUUAAACAAAAGGUAGACCAUCUUGACAGAUUAAUUAAACUAAAAGAAGAAAGAAUUGAUGAAUUACAAAAGCAGUUGGAACGAAAACAAUCUAGACGUAAAGAGAUAGAAGCGUUACAGAACAGUCUUGUUAUUCCAUUCGAAACGGAACCACCUUCUCCAAAACUCGAUGAUAUUGUGAACGCACCAAAUAAACCACUGCUUGUAAAAACUUCUGAGUCAGCCAGCAAAAUACCCAAGCUAGAAGACUUUAAUAAAACUCCUAAACAAGUCGAAUCAGUAAAGUUAGAUGAAUCUAUUAAACAACCAAAAAUAGAUGGGUUUCUUAAAGAUCCGAAGAAAGAAGAUCCUACAAAAGUCGCUAAAGCAGUAGAAUAUGAAGUGUCCAAAUCAGAGGAACCUAUUAAAGUAUUUAGAUUGGAAGAAUCUAAAAUUCCAAUUCCCAAAGUAGACGUAAUUAAAUCUUUAUCUAAGCCUAGUAUAACCGAAGUUGCAUCAGAGGAGUUUACAAAAGAACCACCUAAAAUUGAAAAUGUGAAAUCUGAAGUUUUUAAAGAAAUAGAAAUUAUAGAUCAGCGAACUUUUGAUGCGUUACUCGAUAACGAAGAGUACAUAGAUAGUGAGUCAGGAAAUAAUGUCAUGACUAUAGCGAAUUCGAUACAAAAAGAGAUAAAUGAUAUUAGCAAAAUGAAUUUUAUUCAAAAUAUAAAUAAAGUUAUACACAUGUGA